GUUUGCGGGAGUCAAGAGAGAGGAGAGGCAAGAAGAUAAAACUGUCUUCUUGGAGGAAGGAGUCCCGCUAAAAAAGAAAUAUAGUUAAUCCAGUUUUUCAGUUACAUCAUAUCUCCACUUGUUUUAGGCUAAACUAUAUUAAUUUCUAAUACUUUCUUUUUAUCAUUAGUUUCCAAACUUAACCAUGGCAAAAGUACCAUAUCGGUUCUUGAAACGUCUAAAACUGAAAAACCAGACUGCAAGGGAGUUUCUCGGAGAAUUUCUGGGGACCAUGAUCCUGAUUUUGUUUGGUGAUGCUGCUUUCGCACAGACUGUCCUUGAAAAAAGAGGUGUCAGUGAUGUGUUUGCUGUUGUUUUCGGAUGGGGUGUUGGAGUGAUGAUGGGUCUGGCUACUGCUAUGGGAGUUUCAGGUGGCCACAUCAACCCUGCGGUUACCGUAGCAUUUGCAACUCUAGGAAAGUUUCCGUGGAGGAAAGUGCCAGUGUACUUGGUCGCUCAACAUCUGGGAGCUUUUGUGGCUUCAGCAAUCAUAUACUUCAAUUACAUAGACGCUCUUAACUGGUAUGAUGGUGGAAACAGGGCAAUCCUGGGUGAAACUGGUUCGGCCUACAUCUGGGCUACCUAUCCUAAGGAGUAUGUGUCCACUGCUAAUUGCUUCUUGGACCAGAUUGUAGGGACCGGUAUCCUAAUGUUUACUGUGUUGGCAGUCGUCGACGAGCGUAACGUCAAGUUUCCGCUCUGGGGCGCUGCCAUCGCUCUUGGUUUCAUGAUAUGUGCAUUGGCUAUGUGCUAUGGUGCCAACUGCAUGGCUGCCCUAAAUCCUGCUAGAGAUUUCGCUACCAGAGCUUUCACCGCUGUUGCUGGUUGGGGUGCAGAACCAUUCAGUCAUCGGAAUUACAAUUACUUCUGGGUGGGAGUCAUUGGACCCCAUCUUGGUGCCAUCAUCGGCGGCUGGAUGUACUACCUUGGUGUAGAACUUCAUUGGCCAGAUGAGGAGGACAAUGAACCUGAAGAAAAAGAACUUAAAGAGCUCAUAGACCAGCCAGAUCACCCAAACAACAAAACAGAACGAACUGUAGUAUGAAUGCUUGAAUGGUUUAUCUACAAAGAUGAAUACACGAUAGUUCUGAAUCCAUUGUUCAUCUAAAAGUAGUUUUCUCAAUGUCAGUCUUUGAUCUAUUGUUAGAAAUUAGUGUGAUUGUCGAAUAUAAGAAUUUUUAAUUGGAUUAAAUGAUGAUAUGUGGUAUAUUGUAAAAUACAAACAGGGUUUUUCCAGUUUAGAAUAAUUCUGCUGAUUUUUGUUAGUUUGUCGUAAAGGUUUUUUUUUUGUAGAAGCAGAUUGCUUUUUAGGUUGUCAUCUCUUUAUAUUUAGUAUCACGAAUCAACCACCGAAGACAAAAACAAUUCAAGUCAAUCAAGGUAUAAACUACAAGAUGAUAUUUUUGUACAAAUGACAAAGGUUUUAAUACAUAAGCAUUUAUUUUUUUAAUUUUCAAUGAUGAUAUUUUUCUUGAUACCAAGUACCAAAUCUCUUGAUUCAUGUAAAAGACAAUUAAAAAAAAAUCAUAUACAACAACAAAGUAAAUAGUUAUUCAUGUUUUGACUCUGUGGAGAUAUUGCAAAUGCAUAAUGUUUAAAAGAUGUCAUGAAAACUUGUCCGAAUUUUUACUUCACCAUUUUUAUUUUCUUGUAAUAAACUCCCUUAUGACAGCUGAUAUAAUUUUGUAUUAAGUAAAAUAAGUAUCAAAUGAUAACAAAAACUGUAUUUCCAUGAAUUUUGUCGUUUUGUGUGGUUAGGUGUAGGUUUUAACUUUUUCCAUGUUUUUAAAGUGCUGCCGAUCGUUUUUUCAAUGAAUUGUCAUGAAGAAUUAUUUUAAUCAAAAAAACAUUUAUUAAGUGUCAAAAUUAUGUGCGUGUAGACAUUUCAUAAUUUGUUGUUCAUAGCAAUCAUAGGUAAUAUAUGAUUUUGACUAUCUCAUUGGUUAAUGUUUCUCAAUUACAAAUGUGUCCAAGAUUACCUCAAAUGGCAUUUUACUAAUAAUUUUUAAAGUACACUUUAGGUGCACUUUUCUCACUUUCUGUUGGUCAUUUGUGUUAAUUUGAAAUCCCGUGAGUAUUCCUCUCACAGAAAAAUUAUCCAGGUGUAAUUGUGAGUGUUUAUCUAUGUAAGAUACCUAUAGCAUUUAACAUAAAUGUUUUUGAGUCUCUUACAUUUAUAAUCUGGUUUUCAUCAAGUUCCAUAAUAUAUUAUUCUGCGUAUACAGUUUCAUGUGCAUACACAGCUGAGGAACAGAGCAGUCCAUGUUUGUAACACAGGAAUAUAAAUAAAUAUCAAGCAUUCGAAAUUGUUAAGUUUGUUUAUUUUUGAAUUUUGAAAAAAACAACAACAUUGGUGCCAAUUUCAGUUGAACAACUGACAAGACCGUGGCACUACUCAGUAAAUAAUAAACUGUAAAAGUGUAUAACUGUUUGCAAUUUACCUUAGAAUAUGAAACAAUGAUAUAAGUGAAAUAGUUAUAUACAUAUAAAGUUCUGCAUACAUAAUAUAUAUAUAUAUAUAUAUAUGUGUGUGUGUGUGUGUGUGUAUCUGUCUGUGUGUAAUAAAAUCACACAGUCUCUUAACUAUUAUUAUUUUUUAUUCCAAAGGUGACACUUUUGAAA
Messenger RNA from Limulus polyphemus (Atlantic horseshoe crab), 2661 nucleotides. RefSeq names its product aquaporin-9-like. Gene Ontology annotation, cellular component: basolateral plasma membrane; plasma membrane. Gene Ontology annotation, molecular function: glycerol channel activity; water channel activity. The coding region runs from base 185 to 1084 and encodes 299 amino acids. The transcript has 7 exons. The record is from RefSeq and is a predicted model, not a curated record. Gene Ontology annotation, biological process: water transport; glycerol transmembrane transport. Lineage: Eukaryota; Metazoa; Arthropoda; Merostomata; Xiphosura; Limulidae.